This is a messenger RNA of Jatropha curcas, 1225 nucleotides long. Its product is annotated as transcription factor bHLH95. Gene Ontology annotation, molecular function: protein dimerization activity; DNA-binding transcription factor activity. Lineage: Eukaryota; Viridiplantae; Streptophyta; Magnoliopsida; Malpighiales; Euphorbiaceae. The record is from RefSeq and is a predicted model, not a curated record. Gene Ontology annotation, biological process: regulation of DNA-templated transcription; endosperm development.
AUGGUCUCAUGAUUGUAUUUUGGUCACUUCUUCCAUUUGCACUCUAAAAUGAAAUCAUCUCUACUUUAAUUUGCCCAUCUUAAUUUCUCACUACUCAAUCCAUCAUCUCCCCUAACAAUACCCAACCCAUGUCUGCAAUCAGACCUUUUCAUCAAUGCCUCCAUAUAUAGUAUCAUUGGUUCCUGAAGCGAAAACUAGUUAUUGGGUUUUGAGGCAAACAAUAAUUCCAGCUCCAAUAGCCUAUCUCCUAUGGCAGAGAAAGUUGUUGCACUGUUGGGUCAGAAGAGAAGUAGAAAUAGAGAUACUGUUAAUCAUGGCGGUGGAGGAGAAUCAGAGCAUGAGGUUCACAUCUUGACUGAGAGAGAGAGGAGAAAAAAGAUGAGGAACAUGUUCACAAGUCUUCAUUCUUUGCUUCCUCAACUCCCCAAUAAGGCAGACAAGUCCACCAUUGUUGAUGAAGCAGUAAAAUACAUAAAGAGCCUCCAAGAAACUCUCCAAACGCUAGAGAAACAAAGGCAAGAAAAGCUGCAAGGAGCAACAAUUGUUGACAGCAUUGGACAAUCACUAAUUACAUCACCCACAGAAGCACUUUUUGAAUCCAGGGAAGCAUUCUUGGCUAUUCAAGGACCAUCAAAGGGCUAUCCAAUGCAUAAUUCUUUUCCGGUCACUCUUUCCCCAGCUUGCUAUCAGACUUGGUUUUCUCCAAAUGUUGUUAUGAGCAUGUGCGGCGAUGAUGCACAGAUCAGUGUGUGUACACUGAAGAGACCUGGUUUACUUACCAGCAUCUUCUACAUACUAGAGAAACAUAAGCUGGAUGUUGUAUCUGCUCAUGUUUCCUCUGAGCAAUUCCGUAGCAUUUACAUGAUCCACGUUCAUGCUGCAGGUGGCGCUUCUGGUCGGUACCCAGAGGCAUUGUCAGUGGAAGAUACAUUCAAACUAGCAGCAGGAGAGAUGAACUUAUGGAUCUUGUCAUGUUGAUUCCAGGCAGUCAACAGAAAGAAUCAGUUCCUUUAGUCAUUGUCUGCCAUUUUUGUACAAGGGGAGCCUCGUAAUUAGUUCGGAAAAUAUACAUGUUAUAUAGAGUAACUUUGCUCUACCAGGAGACUCGGAAAGCUCUUGUGCAUAAAGGACAUGGUUUUUUUUAUCAUUGUUAAGCCUAGAACUUGCAUGUAGAAAGAUGCAUAUUUCUGCAACUGCAAUGAAAUUUCUGCGUGUGUGUAUAUAA